AUGGUCCCCAUUAUAAAAGGAAUGGUUCUGAUUUUAGGUAUAACAGCUGCAGCAAUGGCUGAGGCAAUGAAGCUGCAGAAGAUGAAGCUUAUGGCAAUGAACACUCUUCAGGGAAAUGGAAACCAAAAUGGGGCUGAAUCAGAGCCUGAUGAUCUUAAUUCUAAUACAGGUGAAAGUGAAUCCUCCUGGGAUAAGGAUAAGUUGCAGUCUCUUCUUGCUGCUCCUGGACCCCAACAUGGACUUACUCAUGCAGCCCUGUCUAACCAGCCAGGUCUUGGGGGUGCUUCUACCCUCAAUCCACUGCAGCAGAACAACCUACUGACCAAUAGACUGGAUCUGCCAUUUAUGAUGAUGCCACAUCCCCUACUUCCAGUCAGCUUACCUCCUGCGUCAGUUGCCAUGGCAAUGAAUCAGAUGAACCAUCUCAAUACUAUUGCCAACAUGGCUGCUGCAGCCCAGAUUCACAGUCCACUCUCCAGAGCUGGGACCUCUGUUAUAAAGGAACGGAUCCCAGAGAGUCCUUCUCCUGUUCCCUCUCUGGAAGAUAAUCAUUGUCCUGGGAGUCAAAUUUCCUCCCACCCCAGCAGCAGUGUGUCCAGUUCUCCUUCUCAGAUGGAUCACCAUUCAGAGAGGACGGAAGAGGUACCAUUUCAAAUUCCAAUGAUCAAGUCACCCUUGGACAAGAUCCAGUUGACUCCUGGACAGACAUUACCUCCUGGAUUCCCUGGACAAUUCAUUUUUGCUGAUAGUUUGUCCUCUGUGGAGACUCUGUUGACCAACAUUCAGGGCCUACUGAAAGUGGCUUUGGAUAAUGCUCACAUCCAGGAGAAGCAGAUUCAACAAGAAAAAAAGGAACUACGAAUGGAGCUCUAUAGAGAGAGAGAAAUUAGAGAAAACCUUGAAAGACAACUCGCAGUUGAACUUCAAAGCAGAACUACCAUGCAAAAGCGUCUGAAGAAGGAGAAAAAAGCCAAGAGAAAACUGCAGGAAGCCUUGGAAUUUGAAACAAAACGCAGGGAACAAGUGGAACAAGCACUUAAGCAAGCCACUACUAGUGAUGGUGACUUGAGGAGUUUGAAAGAUACUGGAAUUCCAAAUAUUGGAAUAGAAAAAAAUGGGACUUCUCAUGAUAGUACCUCUAUUCAAGUUCUCACUGUGAUCCUCCAGUUUUCUCUUGAUCCUGAUGAUCAUAUUUAUGACAAAUACUUGGAUCUCUUUAUAAGGUAA
Molecule: messenger RNA, 1227 nt
Organism: Puma concolor (puma)
Lineage: Eukaryota; Metazoa; Chordata; Mammalia; Carnivora; Felidae
Source: RefSeq, a predicted model, not a curated record